AUGGACAAUGCCGACUUGGAAAGCCUGGAAGUCGGGUUUCGCGCACUCUUGUCCAACGAGGUGGCAAGAAUGAAGUUAAUGGGCUUGCAAAGUCGACCAGAGGAUGAAGCUGACAAGACACGUCUGAGACUUCACUACACCUAUCGGCACGCGCAGCGGCUUCUCGCUGGUCUUGAUCUGAAUCAAAUUCCCCAAGGCGUCGACAACCCUGUAGUUGUCAAUGGUUUGAAAGAGGAACCCGAUUGCCCUGAAAAUUCACGAGCCUUUCGACCCUUCCGACCAAGCGCAGCAGAGCAUCGCGAGAACCUUCAAAAGACUAUCUCUACCACCAAGAAGGGUAAAAAAAGGAAGAGGACCACAGGCCAUGACGGCCCCGAGGCCUCCAGGGAUGGCAACCGCAAAAAGCUGAAGAAAGAGGUGCUUAAACAGCCUAGCCGUGGCCUGGUGGUCCGGCCCUCCCCAAUCAAAAAGAAGGAUGGCGGAGUUUCUGUCUUGGAGCAAUGUAUUUGCACACUGUGGGGGAUCAAACCCAGCGAUAUCAGCCUAGAAAAACGGUCCGUUGCGGAAAGAAUGCUCAGCCCCCAGCACAUCUUCAACAUCCCCCUUAUCCUCCACGACAUCCAAAGCGAGGUAACUGAGGAUCUCGACAGAGCUUUCCAGCCAGGUCAAGGCUGGCGCAACCAGGCAGCACUUUUCUCUCAUGUGAUUAAGUCAUAUGGGACUGACCGUAAAGCAGACUUCAACGUAUUUUAUGCUCGGAUGGGCAAGCUCCAUCUCUACCGUUUCCUAGCCGUGGAGGGCCAUAUCAAUCUGGCCCACUCUCCUGAUAUCGCUUCCAAGUCGCCUUAUCCCUCAAAUACAAUCAUGAACUUCAUGAAGCAGGGGAGGAGGCUGAAUAUGAUGUGUGGCGGCCACGUCGGCCUGAUCUUUCUGCUCCCUCUACUCCGAAAUGACGGAAGCAUUGGGGUGCCGCACGUCCCGGUUUUUACGGAGAAGGAAUUGAAGUUUCUUAGUGCUCUGGUUCGAAAGGCUCGUACCGUCCGUACGCUUUGUUCUUUAGGUCUUAAUGUGAUCAAGGCUGCGCGGAGAGGAGACCAGCCCCCAUCACAGGAGCUGAGGGACCUUUCGCUUCAGCUCAUGGAUACCGAUUGCCUCGACGUGGGGAAACUACUGAACCUUUUCGAGCCAUGGGCUGCGAGGCCAUGCAAGUGUUCCUGA
Messenger RNA from Clonostachys solani, 1218 nucleotides. Lineage: Eukaryota; Fungi; Ascomycota; Sordariomycetes; Hypocreales; Bionectriaceae. The record is from the annotation of a GenBank genome assembly.